Molecule: messenger RNA, 888 nt
Organism: Penicillium angulare
Lineage: Eukaryota; Fungi; Ascomycota; Eurotiomycetes; Eurotiales; Aspergillaceae
Exons: 2
Coding region: 1-888 (295 amino acids)
Source: RefSeq, a predicted model, not a curated record
AUGCUGCGUGGCACUAUUUGGUGGGUUUUGCUUGCCAUCGGGUCAUACCUUUGGCGAGUUACUCACAACUAUGUGGCGUGUGUCAUUCACCGAAUUCCUCUCGGGGAUCUUCAAAUCGACCUUGUCGCAUUUGAAGACCCGUUUCCUGGUUCUUUGGAGCCUGGGCGUUCACCUCCACUUGAACCAGCCCGAAGGGUUUCGUUGUGGGAAAUUACACGUCAACGCUUGUUGCCAGGAGUACCUGUAUUCGAACGGGAUCCUGCCAGAAAUCUUCAGUGGCUUUCUGACCAGGGUCGCCGUCUGGUAAGCUUCAUAGAGAACCCCAAUGCGCCAGAUUGUCCCGUUUUGCCAGACACUCUGACUUACGGCCAGCUCGAGUCAAUGUCUGUUAUUCGUCGCCAAAGCCUCUGCAGUGAUAGAUUAACUAUCAACAGUCUGCUUAGUUUAUGGGACGGACCUCGCCCACAGAUUUGGACUAGAUGGAGAGUCACUUUCGCUAAUGGGUCUGGAAGCUUCCACGGGUAUACUGCAGAGGGAUUUAUCAUAAUGGCCUAUAUAUAUCGCCAACUCGGGGCUCAAGUUCCCCAUAUCAGUAGUACAAGUCUUGCCUUAUACCGCCGUGAGCAUGGCUCAACGGAUAGCUUGGUCUGUAUCUUUGUCUAUGCUAUAGUCAAUGAGCAGACCCUUUCCCUGUUGAGUCUUUAUGGACAUGAGGGUAUCACAGUUGACUAUAGUACGCCGCGAUAUUGGGAGAUCUUGGGGACCCGAAUUGGUCGUGUGGUUAGUUGCCUGGUGAUUGAGGCUUUCCCUCGUGGAACGGUCCUUAUUGCUAGAAUUGUAGUUUCAUAUGAGUUUGGCACGUAUGACCUUCGGUUUGACAGCCCUUGA